Molecule: messenger RNA, 1500 nt
Organism: Penicillium salamii
Lineage: Eukaryota; Fungi; Ascomycota; Eurotiomycetes; Eurotiales; Aspergillaceae
Source: the annotation of a GenBank genome assembly
AUGAAGUACAGAGUAGAACACUAUAAAGAACCCCGAAGUAAGCAAUAUACUAAAGCACCUAUUUGCCCCCCUUGCCGUACGCAGAGUAGUCCAUACUGGUACUCGUCUCGUACACUCGUACACCGUACGAUCACUCCGUAUUGUGACCCCUCCGCCAUCACCUUCGCAUCCACUGAGGUAUUUUGUCUCACAAUGCAGGUGGUUGACGCCGAACGCGCGCGCGAGCUCUCGCUAUUCCGGCCGCUAGGUUACCAAAGCAACUCGUGUGGUUACUGCAAGUCCAAAGAUGGCAGCGCAUCGUACUACACCAGCUCUACCUCCGUACACCCGGAACAUUAUGAAGACCUGAUCAACAACGGUUGGCGACGCUCCGGCUCCCUCUACUACAAGCAGAACUUGCGACAAUCCUGUUGUCCGCACUAUACUCUGCGGUUGGAGGCGGCCGAUUAUCGGCCCCGCCGCGACCAGCGCAAGGCAAUCAACAAAUGGAACAAAUUCAUUCUGGGGCCGGAGUAUAUGCGUAAGGCGGCCCGGCUCUGCCCGCAGACUCGCGCCGAGAAAAAGCACCGCAAGUGCAACUUCGACGUGCUGUCAGCAGUGCAUGCGAGCGAGUAUGACAACAUCAAACGGCCCGUUGAUCCUGUUACCAAAUGUCCCAUCGAACCGGCCCAUCGGUUCGAGGUCACCACUGAAAGUGACUCCGUAACCCAGGCAAAGUAUCAGCUGUUCCUCAAGUAUCAGACUGCCGUUCAUAAAGAGGAUGUGUCCAGCACGACGCCUAAGGACUUUCAGCGCUUUUUGUGCACCGGUAUCAAGCGGUCUCCAAAUCCCUUGACGGCUUCGAAUGCCAACGAGAAGAAAGUCGGCUCGUGGCAUCAAUGUUACCGUCUUGAUGGUGAGCUCGUCGCUGUUGCAGUUCUGGAUCUACUCCCCACUGGCGUCAGCUCAGUCUACGUGUUCCAUGAUCCGGCAUACGAGCAAUGGGAGUUUGGCAAGCUGAGCGCCAUGCGCGAAAUCGCCUUCUCAAUUCAGAAUCAGUACAAAUACUACUACAUGGGUGAGUCAGAUUCGACGUCAGUCCGACUAAGACUAACUAGAAUUAGGGUACUACAUACACUCAUGCACCCCGAGUCCGGCGAGUGGGAUCCACUUGAUGGCGAGUUGACUGAGAAGCUCAAUACUCGUUCUUACGUUUCGCUAUCCCGGGACAGAUUGGGUUCCCCGGCUCCCAUUCCAUCUGCUGAUUCCAGUGCCGACCCCGAUGUCUCUCUCUUUGAUAUCAACAUGCCUGGCGCGCUUACCGUAGCCCAGGUAGAGGCAUUGGACUUGGAUCAUUGGCUGCUGUUCUUCAGAAAAAACUUGGUUCACAUGGAGGAUUUGGUGGGUUGGGAGACUAUGUCUAUGACUGAGCCGCAGUCAAUCAAGGGCAUCAUUGCAGAAUUGGCGGCAGUUCUGGGUCCCAAAAUCGUCGAAAACAGCGCCGUUGAUCUGUUUGGCUGA